Juglans microcarpa x Juglans regia is the source of this 1362-nucleotide messenger RNA. RefSeq names its product ribonuclease 3-like protein 2. Gene Ontology annotation, biological process: siRNA processing. Bases 204 to 1220 code for a protein of 338 amino acids. The transcript has 4 exons. The record is from RefSeq and is a predicted model, not a curated record. Gene Ontology annotation, molecular function: ribonuclease III activity; RNA binding. Gene Ontology annotation, cellular component: nucleus; cytoplasm. Lineage: Eukaryota; Viridiplantae; Streptophyta; Magnoliopsida; Fagales; Juglandaceae.
AAAAAUCAAAAAAAUAAAAAAUUCCAGCGGGGGUUCUCCCCAAUCUUUAAUACAAGCAUUCCUUUAGCACUGGCGUAUUGCCGCCCCCUUCCCCACCGGGGUUCUCCCCAAUCUCCCUUUUCACACGCCAUCGAUCCCCCCCCCCCCUCAAUAUCACGAGCCCGGGGUUCUCGUCGGCCGCAUUGUGCCCCGCCUCGGCCGACAUGGAGGCGUCAGUCGGAGCCGUAGAGCAUAUCAUUUCCUACAGCUUCACGGACAAAACGCUUCUUGAAGAAGCCCUGACCCACUCCUCCUACACCGACUUCCCUUCCUACCAGCGCCUCGAAUUCGUUGGCGACGCUGCCCUCGGCCUCGCUUUCACCAAUUACGUCUUCCUCGCCUACCCUCAUCUCGAUCCCGGUCAGCUCUCCCUCCUACGAGCCUCCAAUAUCAGCACCGAGAAACUUGCUCGCGUUGCCGUCCGACACCGCCUCUACCGCUACCUGAGGCACAAAUCCGCCGCUAUUGAUGAUAAGGUUAAAGAGUUUGUUGAUGCAGUCAGUAAGGAAGAUGAUACGGCUAUAUAUGGUGGUAUUGUAAAGGCCCCUAAGAUACUUGCUGACAUUGUAGAAUCUGUGGCAGCGGCUAUAUACAUUGACAUCAAUUUUGACCUGCAAAGAUUAUGGGUGAUUUUUAGGGGUCUCUUGGAGCCUAUUAUUACUCUUGAAGAAUUGCAGCAACAACCCCAACCUGUUACAAUGCUGUUUGAGCUGUGUCAGAAGCAAGGGAAGAGAGUUGAUAUCAAGCAUUGGAGAAAGGGGGCAAAGAAUAUUGCUAGUGUAUAUGUCGAUGGGGUGUUUGUUGCUUCGGGUUCGUCCGAGCAGAAGGAAAUGUCAAAGCUUGAUGCUGCAAAGCAAGCUUUGCGUAAGUUAUCACAGUCCAUGCCCAUUAGCAUUGGGCCACCUCAAUUUUCGGUUGAGCUCAAUGGAUCAUUUGAGAUUGAAGGUGCGAAACAAAAGUUGCAUGAGCUAUGCAGUAUGAAAAAGUGGCCGAAGCCUAUUUACAGAAUUGAGAAGGACGCGGGUCCACCACAUGAGAGGAAAUUUGUAUGCUCUGUUCAAGUAGCAACGAUAGGAGGUACUUUCUUUAUGGUGGGAGAUGAAAAGUCAAGAAUAAAGGAAUCAGAUAGUUCCGCUGCUUCAUAUUUAAUUCGUGCCUUACAUGAAUCGAAUUAUCUGUGAUGCUGCUUCUCAGUUUAGAAUAAUUAUGAGAUAGAAGCUGUCACAUUUUGGAGGUUUUGGAGCUUUGAGAUAUAGGAUUUUAAGUAUUUAGCUCCAUUUUCUAUACAUUAUACAUAAUACUUAAAAGUGAAAUGUUUUAAUA